This is a messenger RNA of Cuscuta epithymum, 1023 nucleotides long. The record is from the annotation of a GenBank genome assembly. Lineage: Eukaryota; Viridiplantae; Streptophyta; Magnoliopsida; Solanales; Convolvulaceae.
GGAAUGGUAUUUGAUUGAGCGAAUUCCACGUCUAAUAAAUCUCCCGUCAGGUUGACAAUCAAGAACUCCUUUUCCUUUCUAUAAAUAUAAUAAAAAUGAUUUUUAUAUUUAUGCUCCGGCCGGGUAGAUCCGCUUGAAGGAUGGGAGGUUGUGAGUAAACAUGGCGUCAUCGGCAACAGCUGCUGCUGCUAACCCAAUGAAUAAGAUCGAGAGAGCGCACCAGAUGUACAGAGAGGGGAGGUACGAGGAAGCACUGGAGUUCUAUACAGAAGCGCUUUCUCUGGCCAAGACUAAAUCACAAAAGAUCGCCCUCCACAGCAAUCGAGCCGCUUGUUUCCUUAAACUUCUCCUUUUCAACAAGGCAGCAGAUGAAUGUACCUCAGUUCUUGAGCUUGAUCACAAACACACGGGAGCGUUGAUGUUACGUGCUCAAACCUUAGUCACUCUCAAGGAAUAUCACUCAGCACUUUUUGAUGUUAACAGGCUCAUUGAAUUGAAUCCAUCAUCAGAAGUAUAUCAGAACCUUCAUGCUCGCUUAAAGACACAGCUGGAAGUCGCUUGCUCCAAUACCUGAAGCUGAGGCAGAAGAGCUUGAGGAAGAAGAUGAAGAGGACGGUGAUGAUGAAAACAACGCUAAACUAAAAGAUGAUGGAGGGCAUAGUAAUAACAAUGAAUGCAACAUGAAUGGUGAUAUUGGAAAAGAAAUGGUAGAUACUCCCACAGACAAAGUUACCUCUCAUUUUGGGAAAUCAGUUGAACAACGUGCAGGAUGGCAAGCUAUCCCACAGCCAAAAGGACACUCACGCCUUGACUACUCUCGAUGGGACAGGGUUGAAGAAGAGUCCAGUGAAGAUGACGAUGAUGAAGAUGAUGAUGAAUCAGAUGAACCUAAUCCUCAAUAUAGGUUUAGAGUUAAAACAGUUGGCGUUCGAGCUGUUAAAUGAGAAAAUAAAAAUGAUUCGCAUGCUAGUUACCAUUAUUCAUUUUUUUCAAUGACCUUUUGCAUAAUCCAUCCAUUUAAUU